CAUCACAUUAGGCCAUUAGGCAGAGGGCUUUUGAUAGCCUACACUCGGGAAGAUGAACGCCGGCAUCGGUAGACCGGUGAAUAUACCCUGGACGCCUUGCGAAGCUAAGCUAUGAAUGUAGCUAUUGUGUGCUCUUCCCAACUAGCAAAGUCGGCUCCGAUGGUAGGGUUUGAAAGACCUGGUUCCAGAGGUAUCUGAUGCUCCAGAAUCUUUUCGAUGCAACUGGGGAGCCUUGCUAACAAUCGGACGGCCACGACUCGACUACUCCCCUUCUCCCAAAUCGUCAUCCUCAACCUCUUCGCGCUUUCCUUCAUGUUUUGGAGCAGACACAUAGAGCACUUAGCCAAAAAAAUACCUUUGAUCAUCGUACUCCAGCUUACUUUUCUUUACUCUUCUUUUUUCCCGUACGUGAACGUCUACGAUAUUGAACAAAUCCCACGAAGCGGCAUCCACCCGAACCGAACGGGGCAUAGGGAUCCUGGCCGACGGAGAACUAGCAGUUUCAGAAGGAUUUGACAAGGGCCCAUUUUCUGGGUAUCCUUCUCCGAGGUGGGGCGGACGUCGUGGAUCAUCAGGAAAUCUCUGUUCCAAACGCCUACGUGUUUCUUCUAGUACGCUUUUUUUUGGGUGGAAUCAGUAAAAAAAAACUCGAGCAAGUUAGGGGAAAAGGCCCAGCAUACGUCGGACUGACAAUGUUGCUUCCAGUCAGCAUAUCAAGAAUCGCCCUCCCGUCGAAUGGUUUGAGGUGUCGAUAGUAUGCGGGACGGUGGGAGGUUAUCAAAGCAAAUGUUCUAGUCAAAACAU
This is a messenger RNA of Cantharellus anzutake, 804 nucleotides long. RefSeq lists its product as uncharacterized. The record is from RefSeq and is a predicted model, not a curated record. The transcript has 2 exons. The coding region runs from base 217 to 516 and encodes 99 amino acids. Lineage: Eukaryota; Fungi; Basidiomycota; Agaricomycetes; Cantharellales; Hydnaceae.